AUCGGAAUAAUUCCGAGCAAGUACUGCAUUUAGUCUUAUUGUAGCUGAUAAAGGCCAUAUAGUAGUGGACGUCCACACUUCGGAUGUUGAUCUCCUUUCUCCGCCUUCUGCCCCCCCUCCUUUGUUUGCAUCGGAUUACUCCUCCACACCUUCACUUUUUUGGGCCCAUUCACUCCCUCGGACUUUUGAAAUACCUCUAUUGCACAGCUCCUUCGACGCUAGCGAUCCGAUGUAACUACUGUUAGUGACUCCGCGACACGUUUCCUGAGUUAUAGAGGGGAGUCCACCCCUUUAUUACCCUCAUUCGGCCCAUUCGACUCGAUCAGGGAUCAUGGAUCGCGGCCUCUGACGCCCAGAUCGAUGAGUCUCAACUUUGACCCAUCAAAUCUCAGCUACAAACAGUACCACUAUAUUUUCUAUCGAUAAGAAGAGUCUUCGAGCCUCUCAGCCUCCGCUUCCUCUCGACACCUCGUCUCCUCACCCUCCUACCUAGCUUACUCCCCCUGCCGCCGCGCGUACACCUUCGCAUCAAGAUUUCGUCAUGGUGUCCGAAGAACUCCUUGAGAAGUCGCUGGAGAUCCUGCAGGACCAGGCCCUCGACGAAGAAGAGCAGGUAGAGAAGGUUGAAGAGUUUUUGCGCGCCAACUCCUCGCUGUCGGGUUCGUCCCUGGAGAACGCCGUCCUGGACAUAUUAUGGCGGCAUCGCAAUCGCACCCUACCCGACUCCUCCCCUCCUCCGGCUCGCCAUACGGUGAUCCGCCGUUCAUCGCCCGCACCAUGGCAGAUGGCUCGCGCUUCAACGCCGCUAUCGCCUCAACCAACACUAGGAACCAGUCCGGGGAGUACCUCGUGGGUACAGAACUCGCGCGGGGCAUUCUCCCGAGCUCCACGUUCCUCGGCUGGCUCCCCGUUUACCUCUCCACGACCAUCGCCCCGCCUUGCUCUUGCGCAACCUAUUCCACACUCUCCGAACUUGAAUGCAUAUGAAUUUUCUGAUCAAAGCCAACUUUCCAAUUUCUAUGAUGAUUUGGGCAGUGAUAGCAACGUGGAUUGGUUGGUCGGUGACGAUGCGAGAAGUACAACCUCGUCUAUCGGGGGCCUCAGUGUCCCUGGGUCCUUGAGUGCGACUGCUGCAGAGUUUGUUCCGGACAUGAGUCCACAUGAUAUUUUGCGCACCGUAUUGGGAGAUAAAAGAACCAACGAUGAAAUUGAAACUGCCUUGGAAGCGAACAGUUAUGACCUCGGCGCUACCAUUGCCGCACUCUCGCAAGACUCGGAGGCCGAUACCGUGUUGAAGCAAACCGAGGAUGCACGCGUGCUGGUUGGAAAAUCGAUGGCCAUGGAGCAAAUUCGUCCUGUGACGCCCUUAGGCAACGGUCGCAGUCCAGUAGUUUGCAAGUACUGGCUGUCUACUGGCCAGUGCCUGAGGGCUGACUGUCGAUUCAGCCAUGACCUCACGAGCCAUGUGUGCAAAUAUUGGGUGAUGGGUAACUGCCUAGCAGGAGAUGGCUGCCCCUUCUCUCAUGAUCCCUCGGCCCUGAUUUCAAACCUCAGCGUCUCAAGCAAUAGCCGCCCGGUUUCUCCAGCACCCAGUUCUCUAUUUCAGGUGGACAGUAACUCCGAUGCAUUCCCGCCGCUCUCAUCAACUGGCAUGGAUGAUCAGUGGGCAAAUCAAUACAAUAACCGCUAUCCUGGCCUUGGUUCGCAAGCCAAGAUUAUUCCCCCAGGACUUCACCCUGGGAUGGGAAGACGCAAUGGCAGUAUGACCCACCUUGGACGGCCAAACUCUCGCCCAACCAGUCGCCACCAGAACCGGCCGGAGCUCAACUCUGCUGCUUUGUCUGUUGACGAUCCAGAUGCCUUCCCGACGCUUGCCGCUGUGAGUGCAAAGAAUGCUGGAAAGAAGCACCACGGUAAACGGGGUGCUCAUAAUGGGGCCAAAGAGACUAUCCCCUCUUCACUUGCGGAUGUCGUUCGUAUGUCCCCCUCGCCUGGCCCCAAUAAAGGGAAAAAUGCCCCGAAGAAUCCCAAGGACACGAAGGGUCGUGAGAACAGUGCCGCAGCCAUGGCCAUUCCCCCGCCGCAAAACAUUCCUUGGCUCGAGACGGGCGCGCGGGCAAACCAGCAAUACAUCAAGUAUCGCACAGAGGCUAUUCGCCAUGGGACUGUGCGCAACAAGUUCCUGCAAAGUGCUGCCCAAGCUUGGAACCGAAGUGAUGCACGAGCUGCCAAGGCGCUUUCCCUCCGUGGACAAGCAGAGAAUGAUGCCAUGCGCCGCUGCCACCGAGAAGCGGCACGCCAAUUGUACGAAGAGCGCAAUCAACACUUGCUCCAGGCAGGCCUGGAUGGGGCUUCGGAAGAGCUCUACGUUGAUUUACACGGUCUGCAUCCUGAAGAAGCGAUCGAAUACCUCGAGAAAAUCCUGCUGAAGCAUGCUCGGGAGGGUAUACCCGUGGUAUACGCUAUCACCGGCACGGGACACCAUUCCAAAAACGGCAAAGACAAAAUCGGCAAGGCUGUCAAAGCCUGGCUUAACGAAUGGCGCUACUUGUUCCGCGAAUUCAGCGUGCCCGGUGAGCGGGGUGGUUACGUUGGUGGUAUACUGGGCAUCGACCCGUCCAGCUAUGACAAGCUUCUGGCCAAGGCCCUGGCAGAGAGCGAUGAUGUACCGGCUGAUGGAGGCCAGCCCACCCUCACGAUGGGCAAGAUCCAGUUGCUCAGACGGGAGGAUUUAGAAACGAAGAACUGAUGACCCCUUUUGGUGUAAUCUGGGAUUACAUGAUGUGGCAACGAUACCCAUCGCAUUUGCAUGAUGAAGCUCUCCUAUUACCCAGCCUGCUUAAGAAAUAGAUCUUUGGUCCUGGUUUUUCUUGUAAUCCCUUCUUUCUUGGUCAUGCUAUGUAGUUUGAGAAUGGGGAGAAAUAGGCCUGUUAUCAGUUGCAGGUGACAAAGAUAUAAGAAGCUAGGCCGGAGAAUAACUAGGUGCUGCCAUAUCCAAGUGGACAUGAAGUACAUACUCCUCCAGACGAAACAAUAUCUACA
Messenger RNA from Penicillium brasilianum, 3042 nucleotides. Lineage: Eukaryota; Fungi; Ascomycota; Eurotiomycetes; Eurotiales; Aspergillaceae. The record is from the annotation of a GenBank genome assembly.